GUUUUGAUAAAGCAACAGUAACGGUUCGAAUUCGUGACUGCGACUAUACAAAAGUGGUGAAAGCUCACAGUGUAAAGAAAGCGUUAAGCGCCAAAUAAACAUAUGUAAAAGAGUGAAAAAAAUACACUUGAAAAUUUAAGAACCGAAAUUCAAUAAAAUUAAAAAUCUACAAACAUAUCUGCACAUAUAGUUAUAAAUCAUCUUAGUAAACAACAAUUAAAUAAAUAUAUAUUAACGGUAUUUUAAGUCCGUUGACUUGAGGGGCUCGCUGAUUACAAAAUCUUGGCGCGUCGCGAGUACAAAAUGUUCGCAUUAUUGCUACUGUUGAUUCCCCUGGUUUCAUCGGUGAAUUCGCAGAAUGACACCGAAUCGCGUCUGGCGGCUUCCCUCAAGAGCAGCGACACCGCAACCGGCGACGAGAGUAAAUGCGGCGACACUCAACGCAUGGUCGAUGAGUGCUUUAAGGAUCUGCCGCCACAUUUAAUGGAAUUUCUGCAGACCACAAAGAUUGCUAACAACGAACGCGAAAUCGCAUCCAAGUGCACUGUUUUCAAUAAAGGCAUGCGCUGCUUCGACGACUAUACGACUCGUUGUCUCACCAACAAAACACUAAAUCUCUUCAAAAAUAAUGUGGAAGGAGCACGAAGAUUUUUCAAUCGCUUCUGCAGUGACCGAGAAUUUCAAAAGGAUUAUUUACAGCACAAGGACUGCUUCGGCUAUAUUCAGGACGACUGGAUGCGUUGUACACGCAAUUUUCAGGAAAUACUCACCGAGGAGCUGCAUGGCGAACAAACGAAUGUUACCAAUAAAUUUAUGGAAUUUUGCUGUGCACGAUACGCUUACGAAAAUUGCAUCUACAAUAGCGCACGCUACAAAUGCUACAAGAAUUCGGCUAAAUUUGCACGUGACACAGCCAAAAUGCUCUCGGACGAGAAACACUUCACCAACUGUCGCCAAUACGAGAAUGUGCUCUGCAGUGUGGGCCACCCGAGAUCUCUCUACGGUGGCGGCACCAACACUCUGUUCGGCUGGACCCAGCUGCUGCUGGUCUGGCUACCUGCUGUGCUGCUGACAAGAGCAAGCGUCGGUCGGCGACGAGCGUAAAUAAAUCAACGGCAAGCAGCUUUUUAGCCCGCAAUACAUAUAUGCGUAUACAUGUGUGUGUAGUCAUGUAUGUAGUUGUGUAGUUGAGUAUGUUGCAAGAAUGUGUCUUUUGUGUAGACCAAUAAUUGGUCACAGCUCGUGUGCAUUUACCACGACCUCGCUGCAGGGGGCGCUUGUUGACUAUCACUGCGUAUAUACGCAUGUCUGUAUGUGUUUACGGUUAUGGUUGUCUAUAAGCUGGCAAAGGUAUUUUUAAUAGGUCAGCGCAACUACAUGGAAUCAAAGAGCUUAUAUGUAUGUACUCCGUAAUUGUCAAUUUAUUUAGCGUGCAAAGUGAAACUGUUGUGUGAGGACCCACUCAAGUAGCUGUUAUUUAGAUGUGUCAUUGUGUGUGUAGGCUAAACUAUUGUCCAUGUUGAUGUUCUAAGAAUGUAAAGCGCAACGAUAUCUCUCCAAAUAACACAUAAUGAUAACUAUUAAACAAGUUUUGAAAGCGCGAUUAGCCAAGACCUCUGUUAAAUAAAUAUAUUUCUAUGAAUAAUUGUAAUUUUGAUGUGAAAUAGAAUAUAAAAUAAAAGAAAAUCUAAAAAUAAAAUAAAACAUGUUUCAAAUUGUGGGUUUGCUGUAAUAUUUCGUGAGUAU
This is a messenger RNA of Bactrocera oleae (olive fruit fly), 1746 nucleotides long. RefSeq lists its product as uncharacterized. NCBI's taxonomy places the organism in Eukaryota, Metazoa, Arthropoda, Insecta, Diptera, Tephritidae. The record is from RefSeq and is a predicted model, not a curated record.